This is a messenger RNA of Rotaria sordida, 564 nucleotides long. The record is from the annotation of a GenBank genome assembly. NCBI's taxonomy places the organism in Eukaryota, Metazoa, Rotifera, Eurotatoria, Philodinida, Philodinidae.
AUGGCAUCAGAAAAAGUCGAGAAUCCUGUUGUCGAUCCAUUCAAUGAUGAUCUUACGCACUGUAUUAUUCCGAAUUUUCUUUAUUUGGGUAGUUGUCGUAGUGCAUCCAAAAUACUAAUUUGUUUUAUUCACCCAAUAUCUCGAUAUUCGCUACAUAAUUGGACAGUGGAGCAUCGAGAAAUAAAAGUAAAUUCAACAUUAUCUAAUUUCUUUUCAUCAAUAUCUGCAUCUCCAUCAUAUAUAGAUAUUGAUGUUGCAUUUAGUUUACCAAUUCGUGAUGUACCAUUAAAAUCAUUUGAUUCUCUUAAUCAAGUAUCUAUUAACUUUACUUUUCUCAUGAAAAUAUAUGUUGAAAAAUGGCCAAUACGUUGUCUAAGUAUAUUUUGUAUUCUUAUGUUUUUUAUUGGAAGUUGGUCUAUACGUGCUUGUGAUUAUCAACAUGCAGCUAAACAUAUAUCCAUGUUUGAUUCAAUGUGGUUAUUUAUUGUUACAUACACUACUGUUGGUUAUGGAGAUCUUACAUCAUCAACGUACUGUGGAUGGAAUAAGUGGAAUAGAUUUUGA